AUGUGCAGCUUGACCCAGCUCCGCUGCGGACUGCGCCACUCUGUCUGCCUCACGCUGCGGGCUGCUCGUUUGUUGCCCGGUCGUGACAGUGACGUAUGCGGCCCCGAGCGACCCUUUCCACCAAUGAGAGCAGGGGGAGCGGCUGUUCCGCGAGCGCGUUCCGUUGAUUUCAAAAUUUGGGGGGGGAGGGUGCGGGGGUGCGCACCGGGUGAUGGUCGUCGGCCCCUGGGCUGGCUGGAGGAGUUUGGUAUGCUCCGGCUAUCGGAGAGGAGCAGCCGUAUGGGAGACAGGGCGCUGGGCGAGAAUGUCGGUCGCUCCGACAGCGGGUUAGUGAAAUGCGGUGAUGCUGCUGCCGCCGCUGGCAUUGACGAUGGUGGUUGGUGGCGGGACAUGGACCUGUUAGGAGCGGGAGUCAGGAAAUCGGCGUUAUCUCCAGCGUCGGGAGUCAGGCAAAACAUGAAGCACUUGUUGAGCGAGCUCAAAGACAUGUACGAAGAAAAACUGAGACAUAUGGGGAAUAAAGAUGAAAGCAAAGAUACGCUAAAGAUGAAGGUAAGGAUUCUUCAGUCUUAUGUAAAUGAUCUUGGUGACCAAAACAAAGUCUUGGUUCAGACAAUCGAAGAUCUUGAAAAAGAAGCAAAUGAAAAGAUUGCGAAUCUGGAUACCAGACUGCGGAGAGAUGACCAACUAUUAACUGAACAACAAUUAAAAUGGGAAGCAUCCAAAGAAGAAAUUGAUCACCUACGUGGAGAAAACAUGAAUGUAAAAAUUGAUCUCAGCACUCUGGUUUGUGCUAUACAGCAAGCUGAAAAAUCACAAAAAUUUGAUUUUUCCAGUCUUAACUUGAGAAGUAUUCAGCUGGAGAAAGUUGCAAGUCCAGCAUUUCAUAGUUCAAUCAUAAGGAAAAAAUCAGAAAUCUCAGAGCCCCUUCUGGGAGGAAAAUUUCAUUUGGAAACCAAUGAUAUGAUGGGUAGAAGUCUUCAUGAGGAAUUAAAAGAUGCAUGGUGUGACUGUGAACAAAGUGAGCUCGAGCCUGAAGUGAAAGAGCACAGAGUUUAUGAUCUUGAAGCAGAACAUCAAAAUGGGAAGACCCAAGCUCAAAGGACUUCAUUGCAAAACUGUAAUGAAACAGAUGUUAACCACAAGUCAUUUCAGCAAGUCCAACAUAAGAUCCAGCAUCAGGAGAUGCUGCUGAAUCAACUACGUCAGAAGUAUUUAACUGCAGUUAAUGUAGUUGAAAACCAACAACGGAUGAUUCAUUCUUUGGAACAGGAUCUUCAAACUGCCAUGCUUGCUGGAAAGGAAAUGGCCACUGGGGUGGCUGAGUGUGAAGAAACCAUUAAACAUUUGGAAAUAGAAUUAUCUUCAUUACAUUCAGCACAAGAAUUGGACAAUAAGACCAUUACCCAAAAGAAGCAGGUUAUUCAUGAGCUACACCAAGAAAGCAAUUCACUGAAGCAGAAAUUGAAAGAAGCCCUUUGCAAGAUUCAUCAGAAAGAAAGCAAAAUUUGUGUUUUGGAAGAAGAGCUGUUGGAUGCCCGAAAGCAAUAUUCUGUUUACUAUGAAGAGUUCCUCCACAGAGAAAAAUUCAUGCAGAAGUUAAAAGAAGAAACUGUAGAGUUGACAGACCAAAUAAAAAAGCAGUCCCAGGAUAUCAGUGCACUCAGUGCUGAGAAGCAGAAAAUAGAACUGGAGAUGACAGUAAUUACUGAGAAGUAUAGAACUGCUCAACAAGAGGUCAGCAAACAAGAUGAGAUUAUUCUAAAACUAAAGACCGAUUUGAAAACUGCAAGAGAAAAAUAUGGGGGAGCACAAAAAGAUAUUGGAGUUCAAACAGCUGAGCUCAACAGACUUGCUGAAAAAUUAACAAAUCUGCAGCAUGAAGUUUGCAAGCUAAGGAACAUUGGUGAUGUACAGCAAGAACGGCUGAACGAAGCUGGAAAGUCAAUUCAGGAAUUUGAACAUGAACGGAAAAUGCUCAUGGAGGAGGUUGGAAAGCAUGAAGACACCAUUAAAAAAGAGAAAUCUGAGAAUAUGCAUUUAAGAAAGCAGAUUGAGCUUCUACAAAAUCAAGUUACAGAAAGCCACAAUCAGGCAUUGACUUCUGAAUCUACUGCAGAUCUAUACAAACAGAAAUAUCAGACAAGCACUGACAGGAUACAUCACCUGGAGAAUCAUGUGCAAAACCUUAAAGAAGAAUCAAAUCAUCAGAUUGCAGAAAAAGAUGAAGAAAUUCUACAAGUCCAGUCAUGCUUAACACAGUAUCGGAUCAACCAUGGUCAUUCCAAUGAAGAAUAUGAUGGACAGGUUGCUCUUGUUAAACACCUAGAGAAGGAACUUGAAUUGAUGAAAAGUACUUGUAAUGAAAAAAAUAGUAGAAUUGGAGAAUGUGAACAAACAAUACUUGAUCUCAGAGAAGAAAUAACAAAAUCUGACAAUCAGCAAAAGAAUUGUGUCCUUGAAGUGGAAAAACUUGAACAAGCUUUGGAAAAUCUUAAUCUGAAUGCAGCAGAUUCCGAAAAUAAACACAAGCUGGAACUUGUACAACUGCAAAAGCAAAUUACCCAACUCGAAAGCAACCUCGCAGAUUCCCAGAAAAGCUGCAACCAAAUGCAUCAGGCAAUAUGGGAAAGAGAUGACCUUCUGCAGAAACGAGAAGCUGAACUCCUGGAGUCCCAAGAAAAUGUCAGAAAGAAAAUGUCAGAGAUGAAGGUUUUGGACAACAUCGUGACAGACCUGCAAAUAAAACUGCAGAAUUUGCAGUUUCACAAGAUUCAGACUCAAAAUGAAAAUACAAUACUAAGAGCUGAAAUUCAGCAAUUAAACCAGGAACUGCAGGGACUCCAUCAACAGUACAGAGAGAAAGUGCAAGAGCUUGCAAAUCGAGAAGAGAAAUUAAUUUUACUGGAGUCAAACCUACAAGCUACAGAGAAGCAGCUAAAUAACCAAACAUCUGAGGUAGUCCAUCAAGAGCAAAAACAACAAACAUUGCACAUGCAAAUAAGAACACUGAAAAAACAGCUUGAAACUACAGAGGAAGAGAUGAAUAAAUACAAACAAGAACAAGAGGAAUUGAGAAAUGAACUGAAUAUGAUAAAGCAACAGCAGGAAAUCGUGGACCACCAUGAUGACAGUCAAAGCACCAUGAUGGAACUGGGAAACACCAAAGAUCAGAUCCAAACUCUACGGCAGCAGAUUAAGGAAGAAGAGAUCGCAUAUCUGCAAAACAAAUAUUAUAAUAUCUGCUUGGAGCUAAUGAAAGAGAAGUCGCAAGUCAAAGAUCUUCAAUUAAAGUUGGCUACAGAGGAGGAAAAGCUGGAAGCCCAGAAACAAGCACUGGAAGCUGCACAAAGUGACAACAAUCGGCUCCAAGAAGAAAGUGAAUUAAUGGUUUCGAGUGUUAAAGAAUGGAUCACAGAGCAAGGGCAUGCAAAUAAUAUUUUGGGUACAAAAAUCCAACAACAAAACCAACUUGUCUCUCGCUUAACUAUGGAUAAAGUUUGUUUACAGGAAACCAUUAAAGAUUUGAAUCAAGAAUUGAAGAAGGUAAAAACUGAGAUGGAAGAAAAGGAAAACAAAACAGAACAAUUAAAGGCAUUACAGAGUCAUGGUGCCAGUCAACAAAUACUGCCCAAUCAACUCGGAAGUCAACUGAAGAAUCAAGAAUACGAGUGGGCAAAUCUCAUAGCGGAAAAAGUUGAAACUAUCGAAGAUAUGCAUAACAGAUUGAAAACCAGUGUUCAGUCAAUGCAACUCCUGCACCAACAGCUGCAUACACUUGACAGAGAAAAUCUGAAACAUGAAAGUCAGCUGGAAGAGGAACAGACCCACCGUCAUCAGCUGGAAUUGCAGUUGGAAACCCUUGGUCAGACCAUCUUAUCCCUUAGGACCCAGCUGAAAAGUCAAAGAUUAGCUGAAGAUGAAGAGAGAAGAUGCCAGAAAGGAGAGGUCAUAGACAGCAGAAAGGAGUGGGCCGGGAGUCAACGAAGCCUGGGGAACGCGAUGGAGGACCAGUGGAAGGGAAACAGUGAGCUCCAACUCAUGCACAGUAGACUGGUUCAUUAA
This is a messenger RNA of Mobula hypostoma (lesser devil ray), 4065 nucleotides long. Its product is annotated as paramyosin. NCBI's taxonomy places the organism in Eukaryota, Metazoa, Chordata, Chondrichthyes, Myliobatiformes, Myliobatidae. Gene Ontology annotation, biological process: spermatogenesis. The transcript has 26 exons. The record is from RefSeq and is a predicted model, not a curated record. Bases 1 to 4065 code for a protein of 1354 amino acids.